Messenger RNA from Perkinsus marinus ATCC 50983, 888 nucleotides. RefSeq names its product YER082C, putative. NCBI's taxonomy places the organism in Eukaryota, Perkinsozoa, Perkinsida, Perkinsidae. The transcript has 4 exons. Gene Ontology annotation, cellular component: small-subunit processome; 90S preribosome; nucleolus. The record is from RefSeq and is a predicted model, not a curated record. Gene Ontology annotation, biological process: maturation of SSU-rRNA from tricistronic rRNA transcript (SSU-rRNA, 5.8S rRNA, LSU-rRNA). Gene Ontology annotation, molecular function: protein binding. The coding region runs from base 1 to 888 and encodes 295 amino acids.
AUGCGGCAGAACCCUGCUAACGCUGUAGUGGUCACUGGUCACACUCGUGGGCAUGUAUGUAUGUGGACGCCUAAUAUCAAGGAACCAGCAUUGAAGAUGCUGGCACACUUCGGACAGGUGACCGCUCUGGAUGUCACUAGUGAUGGGAAAUAUCUGGUCACUUGUGGAACUGACAGUAAAUGGAAAGUAUAUGACCUUCGAAAGCCAUCGGAAGAAUUGCAGCGUUGUAGUUUCUCUGGACGGGCUCCGACGUCUAUGGACAUCUCUUUCGGCGAUGCCGACUUGGCAUUUGGUUUCGGCUCAAACGUUUCGGUCUUCCGAGGAGCAGAUGUCUUUAGGAGUGGCAAGGCACCCAGUACUUACUUGAAGAACAACUACAGCGGUCAGCAAGUGUCUAGUGUCCGAUUCGUCCCGUAUGAAGAUCUGUUGCUUGUGGGCACCAGUGGUGGUUUCAAUACUAUGCUGGUGCCGGGCGCUGGUUACACACAGUUCGACUCCUAUGUGGCUAAUCCUUUCGAGACUACUAAGCAGCGCCGCGAGACUCAGGUGAGGAGCUUGCUGGAGAAGCUGCAGCCUGAUAUGAUCGCUCUUGAUGCGAACUUCAUUGGCCGAGUGCAACCCCCGAAGAAGAUUCCCGCUAAGCCACUGCUUGAUAGUGAUGAGAGCGAGGUUGAGGAGGAGUCCUUUGCGGCCAAGCAUAAAAUGCGGGGGAAAUCCAAAGCUGGCAAGCGUCAGCAACGGAUGAACAAAAUGCGAGGGGAAGCGGAGCGCAAGAGGCGGGCGAGAAGAGCCGGUGAAAGCAAGGUGGAUGUGGCGGAGAAAAGCCUCGAGUCGGCCAGGGCAGAGCAUGGGGCUCUAGCCCGGUUUUACGUAAACAAGACUGAUUAG